Messenger RNA from Spirodela intermedia, 7787 nucleotides. Lineage: Eukaryota; Viridiplantae; Streptophyta; Magnoliopsida; Alismatales; Araceae. The record is from the annotation of a GenBank genome assembly.
AUGAGAGCAGGCAUUCUGGCCGCGGUCGGGGCGACGGGGAUCCCCCGAGCUCUGUUCCUCCUCAUCCUUGCGGCGACUCUGAACCUCCAGAGCCGGGGAUCCCACGCGCAGACUCACCCCGAGGAAGGUGAGUUAUACUGACGACCAGCGCUCAGUUUUUGCCUUCUUAAAUGGGCAAAAUAUAUCCUCUCUCAGUACACAUCGAGUAAAAACUAGAAAAAUUUCCAAACAUAUUCAAAUACAGAACCAUCUUCUACCUCAACUCCAGAGUAAGAUAUUAUUCUUCUCAGUAAUCCCAAUAUAAGGAAUUUAUUUACUCAUUAGAUAAAAUAUAAAUUCACUCUAUCUCUAUAAAUUUAUAUAUAUAUUGUAAUUCACUUUAUUCGAGUUCUAACAACCCCCGUGGGGCACCGCGCGGGAACAGUCGAGGCACUGAAACAGAUCGCUUCAAAGCUCAAGAUUCCGCCGACGCUGUGGAACUUCGGCGUAGAUCCUUGCACCCAAUGGACGAAGGAAGACAGGAACCCCUACGUCCACAAUGUCACCUGCCAGGAAUUCAGCACGAGCACCACGAACGAGACCACAAACACGACCACAAACACCAUCGUCUGGCGUGUCAUCGGCAUGUAGGGACCUGCCGCUGUCUCCUCUCGGAUUACGUUCCCGAUGUCUCGCAUAUUCUAUGUCCGAUCUGUGGGUGAUCGUUCUUGCACGUCCAAAAUUGUCGACAGCGAAAUCAAGGCGGCUAGCCUGGCUGGAGUGCUGCCGGAGGAGUUGGGGAAGCUCAGUCACCUAUCCUGGAUGUAAGUUCGCGGCUCUAAGUUAUAAUAUUUCUCGAUUCUUUCUUUGGAACUUUGACGGUGCUCAAUUUUCGUAUCCUCUGAAUCGGUGAAACUGAGCAGUGACUUCUCUCGGAACUACAUCAACGGCUCCAUACCUGCCGCUAAUUGGACCUCCACUCCUCUGCAAAACUUGUAAUUCACCACUCUUCCGGUCCUUAGGGACUCGUCAACGAAAAUUCGAUUUCUAUAUUCUGUGGUCCAUAUGCUUUCUAAGCGGUAGGGGAUCUAACGAAUGGGCUUUUUUGUGUACCACCGCAGAAACCUUCUGGCGAACCGUAUCUCAGGUCCGAUUCCUGAGGAGUUGGGCAGAAUUUCAACGCUUGAAACACUGUAAUCCCUCUAUAUCCUGUUCGUAGAAGACAUUUAAUGCACCAACCGGUGUUGUGCAUUGGUAUUAGUUGUUGAUCGACAUGUUUUAUUAAUGUUGAAUGCUUUACCUGAAGUUGCUUGGAGAGCAACAUGAUGCAAGGACCUCUUCCUCGUAGCCUCGGAAACCUGACCAACCUAAGAAGACUGUAAGCCUCUGGUCUAUGAUAUAUUUUUCUCUAUUACUUGAAUUAUCGUUCUUUAUCUGAAUCAAAAAGAGAAGAGAAGAAACAAACUAUAGGUACAAUGAUCGUAACUUAUGUGACUGGUUGAAGAAAAUCAGUGACAGUGCAUCAUGUCAUUUCAGCCUUCUUUCUUGUAACAACUUCUCGGGUGAGCUUCCAGAAACGCUGAGUAACCUGAAGAACUUGACAGAAGUGUACGGUUCCUGGUUUUAUAUUUGUUGAACUCUUUCAUGGGAUUAACGAUCGUCUUAAUAUAUUAUUAAUGGGCACCAGAUAAUGAUUUUCAGUACGCUGGAUGGGACGGAGAUAUCUGGGAAAAUACCAGACUUCAUCGGGAACUGGACAAAACUACGAAGACUGUUAGCCCGGCUGUCUUUAUUUAUGUUUUCCAUGGGGCACUUGAUCAUUUGAAAUGGAUGUCUACAAGGCAUUCUCAUGGGCUAUAAUACGGUUUCUAAUGUCGCAGUGACAUGCAAGGAACAUUAAUGAAGGGUCCCUUUCCACCCGAGUUGUCAUAUUGCCAACGCAUAACGGAAUUGUAAGUCUGAGUUUAAUCUGUUUCCGCACUUUAGGCUGUUCUCUGGACACUUUACUGAUAAUAGCUGUGUUGCCUCUAUGUUGGCUUUCCUUUUGUAGAAGAGUCUCUGACAUGAAAAAUACGGGCGGUAGCUUUCCUCCCCUCGAGAAAAUGCUAAAUAUGCAACAGUUGUAAGACUAGGAAUGAGAUUUAUCCACCCGCAUGAAUAUAUUUUUGACAAUUUUUUGACAGGUUUUUCCAUGUUAAAACUACAGGGUUCUCCGAAAUUGCUCAAUAUCUGGCAGCAUCCCGGACUACAUUGGCAAGUUUACUAAACUACAAUUUCUGUACGUCUUCUUGAACCUAAUUGUUAUAUAAUUUUGUAGAUCAGUGAUAAUCAUGUUUUGAUUUGACGAUUUUUAGAGUUAUUUUAGGAUAAAAUGCAGUUGUUAUGAUGCCUUGAACGAACAGAGACACGCUGCGUCCUUGUAUUUGUUUAGAACAUCUGCAUAUGAUAGGAAUGGUCUUGUCAGUGUUUUACAGGGUCUGGGGGCACUGCCCAAGAUACCUGCGGACUACCUCGUACGUUACAGAUGCUUUUUUAGAAGGCAUCCAUGAGCAUGCAUUUGAGUAUCUUCUUCUUUUUCUAUACUGUUUAGGAAAAAAGGAAGAAAAAACGUUGAUUUCAUCUUACUUUGCAAAAAUUUUCCACAUCAAUGAUUUUCAUACAGCCGUUUUUCUCGCUUGCAGAGUUAUUAGAUUAUAAGCAAUAUGGAAUUCUCAUGUUUAUCUUGAAAAGAAGACUCGUACCUUGACAAAUCAUAUUCUGUUCAUAAGGAGAAAAAAUAUUUUGAUUUCCUAUUUUUCACAUUUUUUGAUAACUUCUGCUGCAGAGAUCUGAGCUUUAAUAAUUUAACGGGAGAAAUGCCAGAAAACUUUGCGAACCUCGAAUUCUUAGAAACCAUGUAAGUUGUCAUGGGUUCGAUAUACUCGAUGAUUCAACUUAAUAGGCCAGGAGGAAAAUCUAUAGAGUCAUUCAUUUUGCUCCUUAAGCAAAAUUUUCCUGAUAAUUUUGUUGUUUCCACUUUUGGUAUUGACUUCGCGUUAUCAGGUACCUUACAAGCAACAAACUUACUGGAUCCAUACCUGAUUGGAUUAAGAAACCCCGACAAAAUAUGUACGUUGUCUACCUGGGAUUGAUUGUGUAUUUUAUAUCCUUAAGCAUUUUAUGUCCUUGAAGCCCAAAUUUUCAGGGAUAUUUCUUACAAUACAUUCACCGAUCUGUCAUCUGCACCAGCUACCUGUGAGCAAGAAUCACGGUAAGCAUGCUUUUUGUGUGUUGCACCUAAGGAAUUGAAUUCUUGUAUCUGGAAUUAAACAAGGUUUACCUAACUUGCAGGAACUAUGUUGCCAGCUUUUCAUCGACAACAAAUAAUUCGUAGGUUUCUGACAUUGUCAAAGUGUAUAUUCGUGGUAUAUUAAGUGUCUGAAUAAUUCACUCGCUCCAUUUGACCUUUGUAGGAUAGCUUCAUGUUUAAGGAAGGACCACCCCUGUGAUGGCACAGCUAAAAGUGGGCAUUAAAUCUCCUUUCCAUGGAACUGCUUUUUUACCCUUUUGUUUGUUUUUUGGUUUUGGGGGCUUGAAGGAAAACAUUCUUAUGAUUUGAAAGUUUAACAUGACGUUCUCUUGAUUAAUUUUAAAUUUGGUUUUUUGGAAUUUCUGCAGACUAUAACCUUUUCAUAAAUUGUGGAGGUGAAAGGGCGUUUGUUGGUGGCAAUGAAUAUGAACGUGACUUGUCAUUUGAAGGCAAAUCCAAAUAUUACAUUUCCAGUAGUGGAAAGUGGGCUUAUAGCAGUACAGGGAACUUUAUUGGGGGAAGCGAGCAACGGUUUUUAGCCAAAAAUGAAUCAAUAUUGACAAUGGCCAAUGCAGAAUUGUACACUUCUGCUCGUUUGAAUCCUCUCUCUCUCAAAUACUAUGGCUUAUGCUUGCAGCCAGGAUAUUAUACGGUCAAACUUCACUUUGCUGAAAUAGUUUUUAUUUCUGGUCCGACAUUUGGCAGUCUUGGAAGGCGUGUGUUUGAUGUAUCAAUUCAGGUUAGUUGGAUUUCUUGGACUCACAGUCUUGAUGAAUACGUAUGGUUUAGUAUUGCUCUUUUCUUACCGACCUCCGUAAUACUCUUUUCAAUUACUUCAAUAGGAGACAUUCCUAAUUAUUUGAUCCCAUAAUAAUAUCAUCUUGCUUACUUAGUGUCCUAUGUGCUGAUUCUUAUCCAAGCUUCGUUCAUACAUGCGGUUGUCACUGAAGACAGAAUAUAUGGUAUUAUUUUUUCCAAACGAGAAGUCAUAAUUUUCAAUUGUUUUUUUCUUAUUUAGUUAUUCCUUUCUUCAUUUUGAUGGUACCUGUUUAUGAAUACAAGUGCAUUAAGGUAUAGUUGUCGUCUCUCGAUUUCUGGUUGUAAAUUGGGCCUGGGCUCUCUAUUCCAGGGUUUUUGUUUGUAUUUACUAAACCAAGUCGUGUGUUGAUUGAGUUGAUAAAACUCUCCACAUUGAAACAGGGAAAAAAGGUGUUAGGAGACUUUAACAUCGUGGAAGCAGCCAAUGGGACCGGUAAAGAAGUUAUCAGGAAUUUUACUGCGCUUGUGGAGGGUAGCACUUUGGAGAUCCAUUUCAUGUGGUCUGGCAAAGGGACGAAUUCCAUUCCAUAUAGAAGUGUCUACGGGCCUCUUAUAUCAGCAAUUUCAGUAACACCCAGUACGUACACGAGGAUGAUUCCUGCUCUGGUAUUUUGAUCUGAUUAGUUGAUUCUAAUUAUUUUUUUGCGUCGUAGAUUUCACACCUCACGUGUUGAAGGACAAACAAUUUCCAGCAGUCGCUGGCAUUCUACUUGGGUUAGCUAAAGAUGCACUUCCGUAUCUGGUGAUUUUUGGUGUUAUAUGGUAUUGCCUGAGAAGAAAAGCUAUUAAGAACGAUGGUGAGAUCCCAUUCAUAUUUACCUGUAAAUAUAUAGAGUACACAAAUCGCUAUAUCUUAGGAAAUCAUUGAGGCAGAUCUGCACGUGGCAAAUUUUGGCUCUUAUCCUGUGCUGCUUAUUAAUGUAACUUUGCUUGCACGUGCUGUCCAGUGUUCAAGAAAUAUUAGUAGAGGAAUCCUCAGAUCUGAUGGGAACACAGCCAAAUCUGCACUUAUCUAUUCUUUACUCUCACUACAUGUGACUUCUAUCUAGAGCAUUUGAAGUUAAAGUAGCGACAGUUUCUUCAGCUUGUUGAGUUAUCAAGUGCGCUUGCGCUUUUCAUGAAAGUAUGAAAAGCAAGGUGUUGAGUUUGGAGUAUCCUCAAAACGUUAUUUCAAUCAAUAUGUCCAAGUGAUAUCACAAAAUGGUGGCAUGAUAUCCUUCACAAUGGACCAUGCCUGCUAACCCUUGUGUAGAUUAGUUAUACAGGUCAAAUGUCCUGCAUCCCGUAAAGUUGAAUCAUACGGGAAUGGUCAACACCAUGUAAUGCCAGACCUCCCUCUAAACAGUUUGUUGUUCUAUCGGACUCUUGGCAUGUUGCCUAGCUUGUGCACGGUCCUAGUUUUGACAAAGAGUGGAGUACGCCUUUCUUUUGGUAGGCGACUAGUUGAAUGUUUAUGCUUUGCUAUAAGCGAUGGGACAAAGGAGUAGCCAUCAAAUGGUUUGUAGCGGUGGGAGUGAGGAAUAUCUGUUUGAAGAUUAGUUGAGUAGCGAAAAUUUAAGUAGGCAUGCAUUCAGGAUACAUAAUGAAGCUGAAGAGAACAUCGGGCAUAGACUUGUGACAAUCUAAUGAGUUUUGAGACAUUGCCUACGGCCUAUAUUAUGAUCUCGUUAGAUAUUUUCUAGCAGCUCUUACAAUGGAAAGUGUACAAGACAGAUAAUUCUCAGCUGUGUGGCACAGAUCCUCUAGUAUUGUUUUUUCACUAUACUAAUGGCAUGUAUUUCCUUUUUCUUAUUCUUUGAGCAGAACUCAAAGGUUUGAAGUUAAAGACAAACUGUUUUAGUUUGAAGCGAAUUAAAGCUGCCACUAGGGACUUCGACCCUGAAAACAAGAUUGGUGAAGGUGGAUUCGGUCCUGUUUACAAGGUCAACCACAUAGUCAUGGGUUUAUUAAGUUUUGCUUUAUGUCCGAAAUUUAUCCCUUGAGUAAUUUUAGGGGCCUAAUAAUACAAGCAUGUUGAAAACUUUCAGGGGGUUCUUCCAGAUGGCUCUAUGAUUGCGGUGAAGCAGCUUUCAUCCAAGUCAAAGCAAGGAAACCGAGAAUUUGUGAAUGAGAUAGGGCUGAUAUCAUCCCUACAGCACCCGAACCUCGUAAGACUUUAUGGGUGCUGCAUUGAAGGGGAUCAAUUGCUGCUGAUAUACGAAUACAUGGAAAAUAACAGCCUUGCCCGAGCCCUAUAUGGUAAUCAUGUUACGGUUUUAGGUUCCUUGUACAUUGUGCCGGCUACUUUCCAGGAUUUCCUUUCUGAGAUUCAUUGCGUGAGGUUAUUGGCAGCAUGGUGUGAAUGUAACAAUCACGGUGUUGACAGGUCCCGAUGGGCUGAAGUUGGAACUGGAUUGGCAAACGAGGCGUAAAAUUUGCAUAGGAAUAGCAGGGGGCUUGGCGUACCUUCACGAAGAGUCGAUGCUAAAGAUAGUCCAUAGAGACAUCAAAACGACGAAUGUCCUUCUCGAUAAGAAUCUGAACGCGAAGAUAUCGGACUUCGGACUGGCAAAACUCAACGAAGGGGAGAAUACCCAUAUCAGCACCCGAAUAGCAGGGACCAUGUAAGCAAACUGUUUAUCUGAAAUAAUGGAUUUUUGGGUCUGCUACUAGAGUGAUAUAAUUCGUUUUGCCAAUUGUUGACAUUUUCUCCUCAUAAGACUUGUAAUAUUGUUUCAGUUAUAUUGUUCAUUGCUGUUUUGUUUGAAUCAAUGCUCAGAUUUUUGUUGAAAUAAGUAUGGUCAUUUGGACAAUUUGGUUGCAAGAAUGUCUCAUUUUUAAUGCUUUCUCUGUAUCUUAAUUUCGUUCUACUUGAUCCUGCCUUCAAAAGUUAUUUGUUGAUCAAGGAAGUUUUGGGUUACCACCUCCAAUACAUCCUUCACUUUUUCCUUCUACGUACGCUAUCCAUCUCAGCAAUUGGUUUUUUUCAUCUGAAGCUGCCUGAAUUAGAGAACCUGUAAUUGUUGAUUUAUUUCAAUGUGAUGAAGAGGGUAAAAACCAGUUUUGUUUGGUGGUGCUGUCUCUUAUGCUAACGAUCACUUUCCUUGUCGUCUUCCAGAGGUUAUAUAGCUCCUGAAUAUGCUUUGAGGGGGUACUUGACGGACAAAGCAGAUGUUUACAGCUUUGGCGUGGUCACAUUGGAGAUUGUGAGUGGAAAGAGUAACUCCAGCUGUCGCGUUGAAGAUGACUUCAUGUACCUUCUCGAUUGGGUAUGCAACCCUCGAGCAGUAUGGAUGUACAAUUCUUGACUGUUCAAACCAAUUCAGGCUUGAGAUUUCUUGGUAAUGAUUUUUCCAUUUUUGUCAGGCCAAUGCUCUGCAGGAGAAGGGUGCCCUCCUCGACCUGGUGGACCCCGCGCUGGGUGGCAACUUCUGCAUGGAGGAAGCGCAGCAGAUGCUGAACCUUGGGCUCCUGUGCACCAACUCUACCCCGGCCCUUCGGCCUGCCAUGUCCACUGUGGUCACUAUGCUCGAAGACCACACGCCCGUUCAAGCCCCGGCCAUGAAGAUCACCCGGACAGAGAGCUGUGGAGCUGCUGAAAUUCAGGUCCUUGGGGACGCUCUCUCAGGAUGGCCAUAGCCAGACCGCGCCCAUGAACCGGACGAAAGCAGAUUACAGGAGACGACCACUUCCACUCAAACGGACCCUGGCUCCUCGGUGA